AUGUCAAUGGAACAACUCAUAGUAAGUUGUGACUCUAAAUAUUAUUGGAAUAGUUAUGCUCAUGUUAAUAUUCAUGAAGAAAUGAUUCAAGAUGAACAUCGUACACAAACUUAUAAAAAAGCAAUUGAAUGUUUUUGUAGAGGAAAAAUAGUUGUUGAUGUAGGUUGUGGAACAGGAAUAUUAUCAUUAUUUGCAGCAACAGCAGGAGCAAAACGAGUUUAUGCAAUUGAUAUGAGUGAUAUUGCGCAUUAUGCCAGAUAUAUUGUAGAACAAAAUGGAUUUAAAGAUAUUAUUACAGUUAUAAAAGAACAAGUUGAAAAAGUCUUUCUAGCAGAAAAAGUAGAUGUAAUAGUUAGUGAAUGGAUGGGAUAUAAUUUAUUAUUUGAAGGAAUGUUAGCAAGUGUAAUUACAGCUAGAAGAUUUCUUAAACCAAAUGGAAUUAUUUUACCAAAUCAAUGUCGAUUAUUUAUAACUGCAAUUCAAGGUGAUGAUGAAUUUAUUUUAAGAAAGAAAAGUUUUAUUGAAAUAUAUGGAAAUUUAGAUAUUAUUGAUGAUAUUUGUAUAGUUGAACCUUCAAUUCAAAAUAUUAAUCCUUCACGAGUUGUUUCAACUCAUUGUAUUAUUGCUGAUUUUAAUAUGUUAACAAUGAAAGUAAAUGACGUUAAUUUUACAAGUCCUUUUACAAUAGAAAUUAUUCAAAAUACUCAAGUUUGUGGGUUUUGUUGUUAUUUUGAUUGUCUUUUUUAUGGUAAAGCUCAUUUAACAACAAAACCUGGUCAACCAACUCAUUGGAAACAAACUUUAUUUUUUUUAAAAAAUCCAUUAAAAUGUAAAUUAGGUGAUCAAAUUAAAGGAUUAUAUACGUGUCACGCUAAUUCUAAAAAUCCAAGAAAUCUUGAUAUAAUAAUUCAAUUUAGUCAUAUAAAUCAAUGUUACAAAAUAGAAUAUCAUUUAAAUUAA
Molecule: messenger RNA, 960 nt
Organism: Entamoeba histolytica HM-1:IMSS
Lineage: Eukaryota; Evosea; Mastigamoebida; Endamoebidae
Product: arginine N-methyltransferase 1, putative
Exons: 1
Coding region: 1-960 (319 amino acids)
Biological process (GO): peptidyl-arginine methylation
Cellular component (GO): nucleus
Molecular function (GO): protein-arginine N-methyltransferase activity
Source: RefSeq, a predicted model, not a curated record